Molecule: messenger RNA, 2297 nt
Organism: Tauraco erythrolophus (red-crested turaco)
Lineage: Eukaryota; Metazoa; Chordata; Aves; Musophagiformes; Musophagidae
Gene: PPM1D
Product: protein phosphatase, Mg2+/Mn2+ dependent 1D
Biological process (GO): protein dephosphorylation
Molecular function (GO): cation binding; protein serine/threonine phosphatase activity
Source: RefSeq, a predicted model, not a curated record
GAGGUGUGCGCGGCGCUGCGCAAGGGCUUCAUCGCUUGCCACCGCGCCAUGUGGAAAAAGCUGCCAGAGUGGCCAAAGACCAUGACAGGUCUCCCGAGCACGUCGGGAACUACUGCCAGCGUGGUGAUUAUCCGCGGGUCGAAGAUGUAUGUUGCUCAUGUUGGCGAUUCAGGAGUGGUGCUCGGAGUCCAGGAUGACCCCAAAGACGACUUUGUGAGAGCUGUGGAGGUGACACAGGACCACAAGCCAGAGCUUCCCAAAGAAAGGGAGAGAAUUGAAGGCCUUGGGGGCAGUGUGAUCAACAAGUCCGGUGUGAAUCGCGUCGUGUGGAAGAGACCCCGUCUGACUCACAACGGCCCUGUGCGCCGCAGCACCGUCAUCGACCAGAUUCCCUUCCUGGCGGUUGCCAGGGCGCUUGGUGAUCUUUGGAGCUAUGACUUCUACAGUGGUGAAUUCGUGGUGUCUCCCGAACCCGACACUAGUGUGCACACAAUCGAUCCCCAGAAGCACAAAUACAUCAUCCUUGGCAGUGAUGGACUGUGGAACAUGAUCCCACCUCAAGAUGCUAUCUCCAUGUGCCAGGAUCACGAGGAGAAAAAGUACUUCAUGGGGGAGCACCGGCAGUCUUGUGCCAAAAUGCUGGUGAACAGAGCCCUGGGGCGGUGGAGGCAGCGCAUGCUUCGUGCAGAUAACACCAGUGCCAUCGUAAUCCGCAUCUCGCCGCUGCAGGGCAGCAGAAGCAACUUGGAAAAUGAGGAAGAAUUGUAUCUCAACUUGGCAGAGAGUCCCUGUUACAGCAGCCCUGACACGAAUGGUCUGACACCCUCCCGCUGCUGUACCCCACCUGUCAAGCUUUUGGAAGAUGAUCCAUGGCCACGAUUGAAUGCUUCUGAGCCUGUUCCUCCCCUCAUGCACAGCAAUGUGAUCUCAGAAAAAUGUUUAGAGCUGCCAAACGAGAUUGCCAAAAGCAGUUUACCUUCAUCAGGAGCAGCCCCGAAGGAUUCAGGCCCGCAGGAGGAGAAGUGCAGCAAAGCGCUGGCUUUGAGGAUACAUGAAUCCUACAGUAAUGGUUUGUCAGUCAGCCUCUCCCCUUCCAACCCCACAAAUUCAGGCACGGACCAAAAAAGCUUCAAGAUGUCUCCGAACGGCCAGACAAAAGCCCAGGAUGCCGAGAGGACACCCACAGCGAACUUCAAAAGGACAUUGGAAGAAUCCAACUCCGGCCCAGCUGUGAAGAAGCCAAGACGUGGCCUCAGUCGAAGCAUGAGUGUCCCAGCAGAAGGCUUGUCCCCACCUCCCCAGCGCAGAACCUCCAGCAAGCUGGCCAUGCGCCGCAGCCUGCGGGGCCAGAAGAAGCUCAGCAGCUCGCUCUUCCACCCGCCCAGGAAGGCCGUCUGCGUGUGCUGAAGGGCCUUUGCGUGAGCAAGUGUGUUUUGGUCUCAUUAGGAUUUCCAAGUUGGUGCAGAAGUGGGAAACUCUUCCUGGUUUAUCUUUUUUUAAAGUAGAAACUUUUUUUGGUAUCAAACAGCUUUAUCCCAGCCUUGUACUUGCUUGUAUUAUAACUGUGAAUUUUGUAGAUGUGUAGGGUAAAAGUCACUGUAAAAUGUGUGUAAAUUUGUAUUCCUUCAUAUAACUGUAGUCUCUUUUCUUCCUUGUAUAAUUGUUACAGCGGGGCUAAACCUUGUUUAAAAAAAAACAAAACACAAAAACCACAACAAAUAAUCCUUUUUGUUAAUUUACUAAAGUCAUGAAUUUGUAUACGCUUCUUGUGAUGGGAAUUUCACAACUUUUUAACUAAAGUAAAUUAUUAAACAGAAUGGAAGAUAUGUAUUUUCGUAGUACUAUACGUUCCACCUACAGUGUGUCGUUUAGAGAAUACACUAGGUCUAUAUUUUGUUUUUAAAUUUUAGAUUUCUCUACUCAAAUGAAAUGUACGUGGAAGCAGAGAUGUUGAGUCUUGCUUUACACAGCUCAAUGUCGAUUUCUUUGUUAAUUAAAAUACUAUGCAGUAUCUUACUUAGUUGUAUUUUUUGUAACAUUAAUCGUCGAAGUAUUUAGCAAAAAAACUUCAACUCCCCCAAACAUCCUACAAAGCCAUUCCCAUCCCCUGUUAAAAAUGAUGGCAUUUUUAUCCAGGCAUAAAUGUAUGUCCUAUGGGGCAUGAGUUUUCUGCUAUUCCAAUACCGAUGGUGCUGCUACUACCUUUCAACAUAAGUUCUUAAAUUAUUUUAUGACUAUUUUCAUGGAGUAUGUGGACCAUGUGUACGUUCACCUAAAUAAAACACAUGAAAAUUUGA